ACCUGUGAUCCGUGAUCGUCCAGGACCCUUGUCACUCGGUUCCCACUGAGCCGACCUAGGGCUCCAGCUUGGGCCCUGCUGCGCGCCAUGGCCACCCGGACCAACCCUGAUCCCAGCUCGGGAUUUGGAGCCCUGCCUCCCUUCCCUGUCCCUACGUGACAGUCUCCACUAACUUCUGCCUGGGAACUCCACUCUGCACCUUGUCUUGGCCCAGGGCGACCUCGGCAGCUCUAACAGCGAAGACCCCGCAGAGUGCCCGUAAAGGGUUCCUUCGGGGGUGGUCAGAGCCUCCCUGGCUCCUUCUAGAUUGGAGGCACCUCCGGAAGGAGCUCUGGCUGAACAGUGGCCUUCACCUUGUAGCCACUGGUGACCACACCUCCCCUAGCGCAGAGGCUGCUGCUGGCGGCAGCGGCGGGAAAUGCUGUUCCAGCCUGCUCCCCGGGACCCUGGUGUGACUGCCAGGAUGGAGCUGGGUCCCACAACAGAGACCUUUGUGUUGGAGCUGCGAUGUCUUGAGGAUGGGGGUCCAGGGCCUGACACCCUCUCAGGUAGCAGUGGUGGGAGUGAGAGCCAGGAGGAGGAGGAGGCUCAGGAGGGGAGCAGCAGCCCACGGCCGUCAGCACUUGCAGCCCCAGUGGGGCCCAGUGACAGCAUCGAGGCAGUGCAGCCGGGACAACAGGACUUGCACCUGCAACAGUUAGAGCAGCAGCCUCCUCAUCAACUGUUAGGAUCUCAGCCAGAACUGCAGCAGCAACAAGAUGGACAGCUGCUGCCAUCCCAGCUGCAGCAGGAACUCCAGGAAAACCUCCAGUCUGAGCAUCAUCAGGGGCCGAAACCACAGCUGCAGCUGGUGCAGCAUAUGGGACUUGGUCAGGAGCAACAGUUGCUGCAGCAGCAGCUGGUGAUGAUGAUGAAACCCCAAGGCCAAGAGCAACAGCUGUUACGACAGCAGCAGGAACAGCUGCAACAGCAGCAGCAAGUUCAGCAACAGCAACUUGUGCAGCAGCAAGUACAAGAACCCGCAUCAUUGCAGCAAAGAGUAGAAGAACAGGCUUUACUGCAGCAGCAGCAGCCAUUACAGCAGCCAAUGCAAGAGCAACCACAGUCACCACAGCUUCUCCAACAGCAACAACUACUACAACAGCAGGGACAAUUGCUGCUGCAGCAGUUGCAGCAGUAUGUACAAGAACAAGCAUUGCAGCAGCAAUUACAACAGGUGCAAGGGCAACAGCUGUUGCAGCAGCAUCAACAGGAGCAGUUACAGCAGCAGCUGCUUCAACAGCAGCAACUGUUGCAACAGCAGGGGCAAUUGCAGCAGCAAGUAUUGUUGCUGCAACCACAGGGAGAGCUAGAGGAGCAGCUGUUGCUGCAGCAGCAGGCCCAGAUACAGCACCAACUAUUGCUGCAGCAAGAGCAGUUGCAACAGCAACAGUUGUUGCAACAGCAGCAGGAACAGCUGCAGUACUACCAGCAGCUGCAGCCUCCUCCACUGGAGCCAGAGGACGAGGCAGAGGUGGAACUGGAGCUCAUGCCAGUGGACACCGGGUCAGAGCAGGAGCUGGAGAGGCUGCAGGAAGAGCGGCAGCUGCAGCUAAAACUGCAGGAGCAGCUGCAUCAGCUGGAGCGGCACCUGGAGCAACAGCAUCUGCUGGAGCAGUUGCAGCAGCAGCAGCUGGAGCAACAGGAGGUGCACCUGGAGCUGACCCCGGUGGAGCUGGGCGUCCAGCAGGAGGGGCUGCCGCUGGAGCUGACCUCUGUGCCUCCAGAGCUGCAGCUGGAGCUGGUGCCCGCUCCGGGAGGUGGUGCAGAGCCAGAUCCAGCCACUGUCGUGGUGGCACCUCCAGGCUAUGUGGUACUGCAAGAGCUCAUGGUGCUGCCCACUGUGGCCACAUCCACUGUGGUGGCCAUCCCGGGCCCCGCCGGGAGUGCGUCUCGGACGCCCAAGAAGCAGCGGAGGAAGCGACGCAGGGACAGGCCAACCAUCUGCGGGGAGUGUGGCAGGGGUUUUAGUCGCAGCACAGACCUGGUACGACACCAGGCCACACACACUGGAGAGAGGCCUUAUCUCUGCAGCGAGUGCGGCAAGAGUUUCUCUCAGCACUCCAACCUGGUGACACAUCAGCGCAUCCACACUGGAGAGAAGCCCUAUGCCUGCACCUUCUGCUCCAAGUGCUUCAGCGAGAGCUCGGCGCUUGUGCAGCACCAGCGCACCCAUACUGGCGAGCGGCCCUACGUCUGCGGAGACUGCGGCAUGUGCUUCAGCGUCUCCUCCAACCUGCUGCGCCACCGCCGCCGCGCCCACUCGGAUAUGCGUCCCUACGUCUGCCAGGACUGCGGAGAGAGCUUUCGGCACAAGGUGCAGAUCCGCAAGCAUGAGCGCCAGCUGCACGGGGCAGGCCGCUCCCGAGGUCUGGGCCUGUUGAGGUCCUCCAGGUCCUCCAGAUCCUCCAGGUCAGCGUCCUCGAGAGCCUCCACAAGGGCCCAUCAGGCCUCUGCAUCUGGGAAGCCCUGAGUGGUGUCAGAGCCAUCAACACCUGGACCCUAGGUCAUGGUCUUAGCCCCAGUGUGAGGUCUUUCUGGGUAUCUGAAUUAUCGCUGGGAAAGGAAGACUUCCAUCUUUUCCCAGACCUGCCCCUACUAUGCGCCAAGCUCACAGAUUCACUCUUCCCCUAAAGCCACGAGCAAGAGAACAUCUCCAUGUGGGUGGCAGAGACUGCCCAAUCCCCCCACCUCCCUCUUCCUGGGAAAACUGGACUGAGAACUCACCUGGUGGCAAACAACUCAUGGGGUUGGAUACGACCAAACACUAACCAGCAAAUGAAAUAUGCGUGGCGUGUGUGAACUGGGGAUUGGAUGGCUCGUUCUAAAUACUUGAAGGAACCAAAAAGGGGGCAGAUGGUGCGACUGGGCCAGUAGCCUGCUUGCCCAGCACAAAGCCCUGGGUUCCUCUUCAAGCAUCCUAUCAACAUAACCCAGCACUUGGGAGGUAGAGGCUGGAGGAUCAGAUGUUCCAGGUCAUCUUCAGCCAUAUAAUGAGUUGGAUCGCCUGGGUCACCUGAGACCCUGCCUCAAAAAAGGAAAGAAAGGAAAGGACAGGACAGGACAGGAGAGUGGCCUGCACAAUGCAGUGAACUUGGACAAGGCAAUGGAUUGUUGUAAGUGACAUAAACCUUGAAAAUACUUGGAAUGAAAAGCUGAAGGGCCGAGGUAGUUCUGGUGUAAAUGCCUGUGCUCAUAGACACAGGGUCACAGGGGCAUUGGGGUCAAUGUGCCAAUAAAAGCCAAGAAGUCCUGCUGUGGGUGGAAAGUCAAAGCUUCCUUCCUCAGGAGUCCAGACUACAGGCAUUAAAAGCAGAUUCUGGGCCAUCGCUGCAAUGUUCCCAAGCCAUCUGUACCUCCUUACUGUCCCCUGGUAUAAGAGCUUGUGGCUGAGGCAGAGAUUUCCAAGAAGGAAAGAGCCUGGAAAAAACUUCUGGGCAGCCCCUACCUAGCCAAAGCUGCUUAGAUGCUGCCCAAGUGGUCAGCACUGUUUGACCCAAGAACCACAAUCUCCGGGCCAGGCUAUGGGGAGGGGUGGCCAGAGGAGACCUUAGUUCCUGGCUAGGGUGUGAGAUGAAUGAUGGGGACAAGAACCGGGGGUAUCAGAAAGGCUGUCAACCAUGUUUACUAAAUCAUGUAGGGCAAGGACUGUGAGCAGAGCAUCAUGUGGGAAGGUGGGCGGGUGGAGGAGGCCUCUCUGGCCCCUGCCACUCCCUGCCCCACUUGACCUGACAGCCCACUGUGGCUGCUUAGUCCCUGCCCUUUCUCUUCCCUCCCUCCUGCUUCUCCCUUACUAGUACAGCCUGACAAAUUUUAUACAAGUGAGAAACAGAACAUGGAAAAUAAAGUGAAGAAUACCAUG
Mesocricetus auratus (golden hamster) is the source of this 3901-nucleotide messenger RNA. It is a transcript of the gene Znf853, whose product is annotated as zinc finger protein 853. The coding region runs from base 419 to 2512 and encodes 697 amino acids. Lineage: Eukaryota; Metazoa; Chordata; Mammalia; Rodentia; Cricetidae. The transcript has 3 exons. Gene Ontology annotation, molecular function: histone H3K4 methyltransferase activity; histone H3K36 methyltransferase activity; recombination hotspot binding. Gene Ontology annotation, biological process: positive regulation of reciprocal meiotic recombination. Gene Ontology annotation, cellular component: nucleus. The record is from RefSeq and is a predicted model, not a curated record.